ACUUUCAAAAUAAAAUACUAUAGUUUUUUAGAGGUUAUAUCAGGUUUUUGGAAUUAUUGGAAGAAUAAUAAAUUGUGAAUAAAAACCUGUUUGUAGUGAAUAAAACCAAAUCACGACAGAACAAUAACCUAAUAAUGAACCUAAGCACAAGAAUAGUAGGGCGACUCGUGAUUCCUGCAUAUAUCAAUUCAACAAGAAUACUACCUCGUAAUGUAUUUAAAACCAAUACUGCUACUUUUGUAAAUGUGUUUAACUAUAUACCUUUCCGGAAUUAUGCUAAAAGUAAAGACAAAGGAAAAGAUAAAAAGGGUAAGGGUGGCAAAGUGGAAAUCAACCCUCAAAUGAUGUCUGAGCUGGUGCCUGUAGAUAAGGUAAAAGAUAGAUGCAACAAAGUUAUAGAAAAAAUGAAAGAAGACUUUGCUAAGAACUUGUCAUUGCGAUCCACAACAGGCUCCAUCGAAUCUCUACCGGUCAAAUUUGAAGGAAAGGAUUACGAGUUGCAAGAACUGGCUCAAAUAGUGCGCAAGAAUCCUAAAACUAUAGUGAUAAACUUCGGAUCGUUUCCUCAGGCAAUACCUGACGCGCUGAAGGCACUACAGGUGUCUGGCCUUAAUUUGAAUCCACAACAAGACGGAACAACGGUCUAUGUGCCUGUGCCAAAAGUUACAAAAGAACACAGAGAGGCAUUAGCCAAAAAUGCUAAAGCUUUGUACAUCAAAUGUAGGGAUGCUCUGAAAGAUGUACAAAAUGAGUAUCUGAAAAAAAUGAAAAAACAGACUGGUGUCUCUGAAGAUUUGGUAUUUAAUGUCUCAAAACAGCUCAUAGCGAUGUGUGAUGAAUAUCAGAGCUCUGCCAAAUCGAUCUAUGAGGUAAAGCACACUGAACUGGUUGGAAAAUAAUAAUGUUUGUUUGUUAAAUAGCACCUUUAGAAUUAAUUAAGAUAAAGUUAUAUGUUGUACAAUGUUACACAAAUGUUACAAUUCAUAAUAUUGUAUGUAGUUGUUUCUAUAGAUUAAUUUCCAGUUUGUAAAAUAAAUUACUUUUUCAAACAGU
Molecule: messenger RNA, 1053 nt
Organism: Plodia interpunctella (Indianmeal moth)
Lineage: Eukaryota; Metazoa; Arthropoda; Insecta; Lepidoptera; Pyralidae
Gene: mRRF1
Product: mitochondrial ribosome recycling factor 1
Exons: 1
Coding region: 135-899 (254 amino acids)
Biological process (GO): translation
Cellular component (GO): mitochondrion
Molecular function (GO): ribosomal large subunit binding
Source: RefSeq, a predicted model, not a curated record